Messenger RNA from Choloepus didactylus (southern two-toed sloth), 2490 nucleotides. It is a transcript of the gene XXYLT1, whose product is annotated as xyloside xylosyltransferase 1. The record is from RefSeq and is a predicted model, not a curated record. Gene Ontology annotation, molecular function: UDP-xylosyltransferase activity. The transcript is spliced from 4 exons. NCBI's taxonomy places the organism in Eukaryota, Metazoa, Chordata, Mammalia, Pilosa, Megalonychidae. The coding region runs from base 127 to 1269 and encodes 380 amino acids.
UGCCUGCCGCCGGGUUUCCUAGGCGGUCGCGGGGGUAUUGGUCUACCUCUGCCUUCCUCGGCUACUCGGUCCGCCGGUGCGUGGUGCACGGGCCUUUUCAGAGGCAGGUCCUCAUGAGCUCGGGCCAUGGCGCGACUGGGUUCUGUGCGCUCCCACUAUUGCGCGCUGCUGCUGGCCGCGGCGCUUGCUGUCUGUGCCUUCUACUACCUGGGCUCGGGCCGGGAGACCUUCUCCAGCGCCACCAAGAGGCUGAAGGAGGCCCGCGCCGGGGCCCCCGCCGCGCCCUCGCCGCCCGUGCCGGAGUUGGCGCGGGUCUCCGCGGCGCCUGUCCCGGGCGCCAAGGCCAAGAGCCUGGAGGGCGGCGGGGCCGGGCCGGCGGACUACCACCUGCUGAUGAUGUUCACCAAAGCGGAACACAACGCCGCGUUGCAGGCCAAGGCCCGCACAGCGCUGCGCUCGCUGCUGCUCCUCGCCAAGUUCGAGGCGCACGAGGUGCUUAACCUACACUUCGUGAGCGAGGCGGCCAGCCGCGAGGUGGCCAAGGCCCUGCUGCGGGAGUUGUUGCCGCCCGCCGCCGGCUUCAAGUGCAAGGUCAUCUUCCACGAUGUUGCUGUGCUGACGGAGAAGCUCUUCCCUAUUGUGGAGGCCAUGCAGAAGCACUUCAGCGCUGGCUCGGGGACCUACUAUAGUGACUCCAUCUUCUUCCUCUCGGUGGCCAUGCAUCAGAUCCUGCCCAAAGAUAUCCUGCAGAUAAUUCAGCUGGACCUAGACCUAAAGUUCAAGACAAACAUCCGGGAGUUGUUUGAGGAGUUUGACAAUUUCCUGCCAAGCGCCGUCAUUGGCAUAGCCAGAGAGAUGCAGCCUGUGUACAGGCACACAUUCUGGCAGUUCCGCCAUGAGAACCCCAAGACCCGGGUUGGGAGUCCUCCCCCCGAGGGGCUCCCUGGCUUCAACAGUGGGGUUAUGCUGCUGAACCUGGAGGCCAUGCGCCAUUCCCCGCUCUACAGCCGCCUGCUGGAGCCGGCACAGGUACAGCACCUGGCUGACAAAUACCACUUCCGCGGCCACCUCGGGGACCAGGACUUCUUCACCAUGAUCGGCAUGGAGCACCCCGAGCUCUUCCACUUGCUGGACUGCACCUGGAACCGACAGCUUUGCACCUGGUGGAGGGACCAUGGCUACAGCGAUGUGUUCGAGGCCUACUUCCAGUGUGAGGGCCACGUCAAGAUCUACCAUGGGAACUGCAACACCCCCAUCCCAGAGGACUAGUCAUAUCCUCGAAUGCCACGCCCUAGGGGCCGCUGGAUUUGGGGCAGAACAGGUGCCCCUGGGACAGCCCCCACAGCCCCAGGGCAGUAUCUGAACCCAGUGGCGACUCCUACAGAGACACUGCAGUGAUAUACCUGGUGACUGUUUGCUGCAGACAUCCCACCCCAUGGGUCACUGUCCUAAGGCCAUCGCGUGAGCUGGUCUGCACUGCUGGUCUUCGGGACGUUUUCCUCCCAGAGGCCAGGCAUCGUGAAGGGCAGAGUUAUUGGCCCUCAUAGACGUCUCCCAGUGAGCUAGAAGGCUUCAUGUUGGAAGAGAAAGAUGGAAAGAAAAUGGUGCCCCCUGCCUUCAGUCCCCAAGGUAUGGAAACCCUUUGAAGAGCCAGCUUUUCUUGGACCAAAUAUUAAUUUAAAUGGAUAGGUUUCCACGUUGCGAGAAAGAACAAACAGUACCACUGUGUCUCUUGGUGAGCUCUGAGGAAGUGAGACAGUUUUUUAACGACCAGCCUCGAGCUCAAACUGCCAGAUGAAUGCUGUCCUUCCACAUCCUCACCCUUGGAGGCCGUGCACCUGUUCUAGCCCUGAAGCUCACAUUGUGUGGUGUGGGUUUAGAGGUCACCACCUAUCUGGGGAGGGUCUUCAGGGCCAGCCUGUGGUCCACAUAAGAAAAUUGGUUUCAUUAUUUUAGAAUUCACAGCUUUUCUUUUAUUUCCCAACUGCGACACAGAGCCCCAUUGUCCCUUCAUCCAAGCCAGGUCCAGGUGAUCAGACUGCCCAGAAAUCGAAAUCACCAUCACAGGACGGAAACCGGUCACCCCAAGGACCUGCAGUCCAAUUAUCUGGCCUGGAGAGGCUCAUUCCAAAGAAGGGCCUGCAGUCCACAAGUAUAGCCGGGUGGCCUUGGAAGAGGGCAUCACUCAAAGGCUUAGAAGCAUUCUAGUCCCUCUGUUUAAAAAAUCACCCUUGUUACUUUCUCAUUGUACCCCAUCAGACCUUAUACUUUAAUAGAAAGUAGUGUCAUUUCUUUAUUUCAUCUUUUAGUGGGUUCUCCCAUAGGUAGGCUGCAAACCUGAAACCCUCAGUGGGCCAUUUUGUGUACUCCAGGUGAAGUCCUUGGGGCAGAAUUGUUGUUGGAUUUCCAUUUUAUUUUGUCUCAAUUUCAUUUGCUUUUUUAUUUCUUUUCCCAUGAGUGAGAACAGCUAAUAAAUAUCCUUUGAGAACA